CAUUAUUUAUGUUUUUACAUCAACAAGACACAUUAUUUAGUUUACAAUUAUUGAAUUUAAAGUAAAAGUUCAGACAAAGUUACACAAACAAACCGAUAAAAGUUUGAAUAUAAAACUCACUCUCUCCACUAAAACAAGUUAUUACAGGUAACCUAUUAUGUUCUAUCCUGCGGCUCAAAUACUUUGAGGGCGCCACCUGCCGGACAGCAGGAGUAAACACAUUUUCUCAACAUUGAUUUGUUGCAAAAGUUUUCAGUUUCACACAAAAAACUACAAUAACUGAAGCGCCCGCAUACCCACAAUGCACCGCGCUGUCUGAGAGGAAUCCAUCAGACUGAAUGAAAAACAGAGUUUUUGAAGAAACAGUAGGGGAACCAUUACACACACACGCACGCACACACACACACACACGCACAGUCUGUCUUGCAGCCUCUCUCUCUCUCUCUCUCUCUCUCUCUCUCUCUGACAGCAGAUUAACCGGGUCAGCAGCUGAUCCGGACAGAUGGUACCGGUCUGCAGCGCUCAGUCCUGACGCACACGGCCCGAGUCUUCCGAGGACUCGGUGCACGGAGGACUCGGUGCAGGGGGGCAGAGCGAAUCACACGUCAGAGGACAGACCGAUGAUCGGAGUCAAAGUGCAGACAGGAAGCUGCUCCUGAUCAGCGCCAUCAUGGAGCGGGGUUCUGUUCCUGCCGCGGGUCUGAUGUGGAUCCUGGGGGUCCUGGUGACGUGUUCGGGCCCGGUUCGGUCCCACCCGCAGUGUCUGGACUUCAAACCUCCGUUCAGACCGCUCCAAGAGCUGACGUUUUGCGUCAUGUACCGAGACUUCGGCUGCUGUGACUUCGACAGAGACCAGCAGCUGAUGAGAAAGUAUUACGUCAUCAUGGAUCAGUUCGACUACCAUGGCUACGCGACCUGCGCGAGCUACGUCCAGGACCUGCUCUGUCAGGAGUGUUCACCAUUUGCGGCUCACCUGUUCGACGCCGAGGACCCGAGCACCGCGGUCAGAACCAUCCCUGGACUCUGUCCGGACUACUGCUCCAUGUUCUGGAGGAAGUGCAGCUCCACCCUCCCCCUGAUCUCUGACGACCCGGUCGUCUCUCGUUUCAAAGACGACGAGAUGCGUCUCUGUCGACACCUAGAGCUGGAAGAUCCGGACUACUGCUACCCUCACCUCCUCAGUAACGACAGACUGACCCAGAACCUGGGCCGGGUCCAGUCCGACUCUGACGGCUGUCUUCAACUCUGUCUGGAGGAAGUGGCCAACGGGCUGAAGAACCCCCUCGCCAUGGUGCACGCCAACGACGGCACGCACCGCUUCUUUGUGGCCGAGCAGGUCGGCCUGGUGUGGACUUACCUGCCGGAUCGGUCCAGACUGGAGAAACCCUUUAUGAACAUCACGAAGGCGGUCCUGACGUCGUCCUGGGAGGGAGACGAGAGAGGAUUCCUCGGACUCACCUUCCACCCAAAGCACAAAUUCAACGGGAAGCUGUACGUGUAUUACUCUGUGGAGGUCGGGUUCGACGAACGGAUCCGGAUCAGCGAGUUCCGCGUGUCUCCCAACGACAUGAACCAGGUGGAUCACCGUUCUGAGAGGGUCAUUCUGGAGAUUGAUGAACCGGCCUCAAACCAUAAUGGAGGACAGCUUCUCUUUGCAGAUGACGGCUUCUUGUACAUUUUCACCGGGGACGGAGGGAUGGCCGGAGACCCGUUUGGGAAAUAUGGGAACGCCCAGAACAGGUCGGCUCUGUUGGGUAAAGCUCUGCGUAUUGACGUGGACGACAAUGAAAGAGGUCCGUUGUACAGGAUUCCUCCCGAUAAUCCCUUCAUACACGAGCGUGGGGCUCGUCCCGAGAUCUAUGCGUACGGCGUCCGGAACAUGUGGAGGUGUUCCGUGGACCGGGGGGACCCGCGGACCAAAGAGGGCAAAGGUCGGAUCUUCUGCGGGGACGUGGGUCAGAACAAGUUCGAAGAGAUCGACAUCAUCGAGAAAGGACGAAACUACGGCUGGAGGGCCAAAGAGGGAUUCUCCUGCUAUGACAAGAAGCUGUGCGCCAACAGCUCGCUGGACGACGUGCUGCCGAUCUAUGCGUACCCUCAUAAGAUGGGGAAGUCGGUGACCGGAGGCUACGUGUACCGAGGCUGCGAGUACCCCAACCUCAACGGCAUGUACAUCUUCGGAGAUUUCAUGAGCGGGCGUCUGAUGAGUCUGCAGGAGGACAGGGUGUCAGGUCAGUGGCGGUAUAAUGAGAUCUGCAUGGGGAAGGGUCUCACCUGCACCUUCCCCGGACUCAUCAACAACUACCAGCAGUACAUCAUCUCCUUCGCUGAGGACGAGGCUGGUGAGCUGUACUUCAUGUCCACUGGAAUCCCGAGCGCCACGUCACCUUCAGGAGUCGUCUAUAAAGUCGUCGACCCGUCCAGACGAGCUCCACCGCGACACUGUCACUAUGACCCUCAGCCAAUCAGAGUGAAGAGUAACCUCAUCAAGUUUGUCCCUCAAGAGACAUUGAUUGGUGAGGAACCUCAAAGCAGACACAGGCCCGAUGCUCCGCCCACAGAGUCAUAUGAUUGGAUCCAGGAGCUCAUAGACCAACUCGGGGAGUUGGGACCAGACCUGACCACGGCUCCGCCCACCACCAGCACCUCCAAACCCACCCGACACUCGAGGAGGAAGGGGCGCCGCAAGAAGGGCAAAUCCAGGGCUGAGAGUCGAGUGGAGUUCCAGGAUGGAGCGGUGAGGCUGGCGGGAGACGAGGAGGGGCGGAGCGACCGAGGACGGGUGGAGGUGUUUGUGGGUGGGGAGUGGGGCACCGUGUGUGACGACCUCUGGACCACCAACAACGCGGCGGUGGUCUGCAGACAGCUGGGCUACAGGUUCGCUCUGAAAGCAGCGAAAAACUCUGAGUUCGGGGAGGGGCGGGACCUGCGGAUCCUACUGGACGACGUUCAGUGUGAGGGGAGCGAGGCCACCCUGCUCGACUGCAAACAUGCAGGCGUGGCUACGCACAACUGCGCCCACUAUGAAGACGCCGGAGUGAUCUGUGGAAACUCAGACUAUGUUAUACAUGUCUGAAGGAUGACGGUCAGAAAUAAUCUUUAAAAAACAUGGCGUCUUAGAAGCACAACGUGAAUCUAACACCGUGAAAACAGACCUCAUAACACAACGAGUUUUAACAGUGGUAAAUAAAAAUAAGUACGUAUUGAAGGUGAUCUAAAAUAAUCUGUGAUCUCUGUCAUCACGAUAAUAACACAGAAAUGGUUUAACCUGGUAAAAUAAAUAAUAAUAAUAAUAAUAAUAAUAAUAAUAAGGGCUGUCAAACGAUUAAUCACAUUUUUAAUUGCGUGUUUAGAAUUCCAUUAUUUCGCAUUUAAAAAUAAACAUUGUGAGGCUUUUAUUUUGAAUUGUUGUGCGAUCUUAAGCGAGUGCUUGGCUCGCUGUUUGACUUCAACCAUGCUUUUAUUUUGAAAUAAAGUAGGGUGGAAGGUUAGGACAUGUUUUCAGCAGGUGGCGGUAUGCAAAUAGUUGGUUUGCAAAUCCGCUAAAAGGUAGAAAGAAGAAGUAGCAACCAUGGCUACCAUCCGCUGGCUAAGACCAUACUGCUAACUGUGGAUGUUUUUGUUAUUUCUGAGACGCUGACGACGACCCUCGUUCCGUUUGGAAUGACGUCAUAUAGCAGUCCACCUCUUUGUUUGAGCAGGGUUGCGUUCACAUCUCCCGCGGAUGUAACUCAAGUACACAUGAAUCGUGCCAGAGACUACCUUGACUCGGGCACGGUACCAGAGUACGGUACGAGUACCAGUACGUUUGUGUUGAACCAGACUUUAGGGUCAAGUGUACUCGCAUCCGGGACCCAGGUCCCUAGUGUGAAACCAGCCUUGACCACAGAAACAAGAAGUGGUUAGGGAUCCUAAAGUGACAUCUAAACAGCUCAAAGGAACGGUAACAAAGGUCAAUGUGUGAUGUCAUAAGGUGGAUAAUACUUCGACUUCGUCAGCUGAGCUGUCUCAAAGUUUGUUAAAGUGAAAUGAGACAUUCAAAGAUGCAGCAGUGUCCUUCUUUUACAUCACUGCGACUACAGGGAGACACUGAUGAGGGUGAUCUACGGUGAGCCUGAAGGGACAAAAUAGCAUGUGAUUAAAUUUCAGACCUUAAUUAAUCGUGAUUAACUAGUUAAUGCUGACAGCCCUUAUAAUAAUACAACAGAUAACAGACAUGAACACGGGUUUACUCAAACAUAAAUCAGCUGAAUGUAUUGAUCAUCUCUAACACUGCAGUAUUGAGUUUAAAUGUUUAUAGAAAAGUAUUUUUUAAUGGUUCUCUGCAGACGUGAAUGUUUAAUUGAAUGUUUUUUUUUUGCACUUUGCAUGAAGAUCAUCUCAGUGAUUUAGUGAUUUAUCACAGGAACACAUUUGAAUGUUAUAUUUCCUCACAUGAUGUUGAAUGUUUAUCAAUCAAUCACUGGUGGGUGUAUGAAUGUAUUUGUUAUAAUCACUUUGAUAGAUGAUUUUAUUAAAGAUUUUAUAGUCUA
This is a messenger RNA of Labrus mixtus (cuckoo wrasse), 4532 nucleotides long. RefSeq names its product HHIP-like 1 (gene hhipl1). Lineage: Eukaryota; Metazoa; Chordata; Actinopteri; Labriformes; Labridae. The record is from RefSeq and is a predicted model, not a curated record. Gene Ontology annotation, cellular component: membrane. Bases 671 to 3076 code for a protein of 801 amino acids. The transcript has 10 exons.